Molecule: messenger RNA, 843 nt
Organism: Populus trichocarpa (black cottonwood)
Lineage: Eukaryota; Viridiplantae; Streptophyta; Magnoliopsida; Malpighiales; Salicaceae
Exons: 2
Coding region: 1-843 (280 amino acids)
Source: RefSeq, a predicted model, not a curated record
AUGAAGGUUAAGAAAAAAGGCAAAGUGCACCCACCUCCACCACCAUCAUCCAAAUCUCCAGAUAAAGAUCCCGACACAGUGUUAAAGCUACUGCCAGUGACUAUUCUAGCUUUAGCCCUCUCUCUUCCUAACCAAGAUCGUGAGGUUUUGGCUUACUUGAUAGCAAGGUCCAUUUUUAUCACCACCACAACAAACCCAUCUUCACUUGUCACUCAACAUCCUAAAAACAAAUGCCAAACCAAGACCGCCCCUACCACUGCCAACAAGAAUGGCAAAUAUUGUGGCCAGGAGGUUCCUCUUUUUCAAUGUGGGUGUUUUGAUUGCUACACUAGGUUUUGGUAUAGAUGGGACUCAUCUCCAAACAGAGAUUUUAUCCACCAAGUUAUUGAAGCAUUUGAUGAGCAUUUGGUGCAGAAUAUUGAGUGUCCAAAGAAACACAAGAGACGCAAGAAGAAAGGUAAGGUCUUGAUGAUGGGCCAUUUUGAAUCUGAUAAUACACCUGAGAAAUCAGUGCCUGAAGCUGAAUGUGAAGUGAUGGUAGUGCAAGAAAAUCUUGAAAGUGGAGAGAUUGAGGUUGUGUCCGGAGAGGAGACAGUGGGGUGUGGGGAGCUGACUGGGAACCUGGAAAUGGAGGUGAUGACAGUACAUUCUUCAGGGAACAAUAAUAACCACAAGGGCCUGGCUAGGAAGGUUUUACCGGCUAUAGUGGGUUUACUGAACUCUCGUUUAUGGAGUAAUCUAUGGAGUCGGGGCAUCAACAGGGAGGGGUUAAUAUUUUGGGGAAAGUCUUUGAUUUUCAUAUGGCAUAUAGACAUGGUGAUGGAAGUGAAGAACAAUGGAUGA